Molecule: messenger RNA, 1168 nt
Organism: Tachysurus vachellii
Lineage: Eukaryota; Metazoa; Chordata; Actinopteri; Siluriformes; Bagridae
Gene: hdhd2
Product: haloacid dehalogenase-like hydrolase domain containing 2
Exons: 7
Coding region: 56-844 (262 amino acids)
Biological process (GO): dephosphorylation
Molecular function (GO): phosphatase activity
Source: RefSeq, a predicted model, not a curated record
UUCCAUACAAAAAGCAACGAAGAAGAAGAACCAAACAAGCCGGUUAUCUUAAGUGAUGGCGUCUCGCCGGGCCCUUAAAGCCGUGCUCAUUGAUUUAAGUGGGACUCUUCACAUUGAGGAUGCAGCUGUACCUGGAGCUCAGGAAGCACUCACAAGAUUGCGUCGUGCUGCAGUGGCUGUCAAAUUUGUAACCAACACAACCAAAGAGUGUAAGAGGACGCUACACGAACGACUGCAGCGUCUCGGCUUUGACAUCCAAGAGCAGGAGAUCUUUACGUCGUUGACUGCAGCACGAAACCUGUUGGAGCAGAAGAACGUGCGCCCGCUGCUGCUGGUAGAGGAAAGUGCACUGGAGGAUUUUGCAGGUAUAGAAACGUCAGAUCCUAACGCUGUCGUUAUAGGCUUAGCACCCGAACACUUCAACUAUGAGAAGCUUAAUAAAGCUUUCAGGCUAAUUCUGGACGGUGCCCCUCUCAUCGCCAUCCACAAAGCCCGUUAUUACAAGAGGAAAGACGGCUUGGCGCUGGGACCCGGACCGUUCGUGACGGGUCUGGAAUAUUCCACUGACACACAGGCCACUGUGGUGGGCAAACCUGAGAAAACCUUCUUCUUGGAAGCUCUGCGAGAUCUGAACUGCAGCCCCGAGGAGGCCGUUAUGAUCGGAGACGAUGCCAGAGACGAUGUUGGCGGAGCUCAGAACACAGGGAUGCUGGGAAUGUUAGUCAAAACCGGAAAAUACAGAGCAGGUGAUGAAGAUAAAAUCAAUCCUCCUCCUUACCUGACGUGUGAGAGCUUCCCUGAAGCUGUUAGUCACAUCCUUCAACAUCUGCUAGACACUAAAUAACUCCUGAUGGUACGGUUGAUACGUGCAAAUGUACGUGUGCCAAAAAAAACAACAAUACAGUAAUACAUUCUGUAGCAUCGUGUUAAAAUGUCUGCUGAUGGACAGGAAUGCGGUUGUAGGUUUUUGUGUUCUUCUGCAUUUGUAAGUUUCAGUCGGUCAUCUGACCAGCUGACAUGUAAUUCCAGUAUUAUAACAACCAUGGGGGAAAAAUAUUCUGAUAAUUACAUAAAAAUUGAAGCGUAAAUGUGACUGCAUUACACUCCAGACUUGUGUGUUAAAGCUGAGCUGAUUAUUAUCACUAUAAACUAUACAGAUAUACAAUAA